AUGGAACACAGCACCUACAAGCAGCGAAAAUAUCGUGGACAAUGCCAUUCCUUUAGAGGACCAGCCGAGGCAUUCGACUCAACCGUCAACAGCUCUCCAGUGUUCGACGCGGAGAAGCAGACGUACGAACCAACGGAAGAGGAACAUAUUACCCUUCGCAAAGGCGCCGGAAAUCUUCCCCUGAUCUCCUUUUUCGCCAUGUCUAAAGGCAAUGGUGCAGGUGUGCCACCGUGUGGUACGCAAGAAACUGCCGGUGGACUGGGAAUGGGCUUUCAAGCCAGUUUCGGUUUGGUCUUGCUUUUCUCCUUCCUGACAUAUGUGCUGCCCAUUCUCGUUGGGGGGGCCGACAUUUAUGAAGGCCGAUACAAGGCCAUCUGCGGAGAAGUUCUGAUCUGUGGUGUUGCCCACGUUAUCCAUAUUAUCAGUGCUAUUCCGUCCGUUCUGCAGAAAGGGACGGCGCGUUCGGCGCCACCUUUCAUUAUCAGCUUACUGGUGCUGGCGCUCGGUACCAUCGUCGACCCCGAGCUGACUUUCUCCGGGGUGGUCAACAUUGGCUCCCUCUACAUACUGCCGACUACGUACGCGGGGAAGUACGUUGGCUGCUGGCUGUCGUUCCUCUUAGCCGGCACUAUUCACUUUCUUCUGCCUAUCGUGCUGGCCCUCGUUUACAAAAAAACAUAUAAAAAGCCGCCAAGUGGGACUUCGGAUCUCAACAAGGCUUCGAAAAUCCGUUCGACGGUGCUGCGAUGCAACAAGUUCCAAGUCUGGCGCAAGAACUUCUUUGAUGCGACACGACCGAGCGUGCUGGCCUCAGAGGGCAUCCACGUCGACUGGACCGAUAAGUUGGUGGACGAUUUUCAAUUAGCAACCGAAACCCUUCUCUACUUCGCCAUCUACAACAUCAACGACGGUAGUAUUAGCUCGGUAGAGAGUAACCAAAUCGCCUCAAUGACGAUCAACGGCGCUCCGAACGACGUGCUCAACGACGUUAACACCUUGGCGCUCAUCAUAGCUACGCCCAUUGCCAGUCACAUCGUGUGCCUUACGCUACAGCGAUACAACAUCAAGCUCGGCUGCAUCAGUCGCAUGACCUUUGGCUUCAUCUUAGCCAUCGUGUCAGGCGAUAUCGGCGCGAUCGUGCAGUGGCGCAUGUACAAGGCCUCGCCCUGCAGGUACCACGCCUCCUCCUGCGACGCGGGUGUCAGCCUGCUCCUGAUCUGGUGGCAGCUGCCCAACGUCAUCCUAGGGGCACUAUCCGAGCUCUUCUACAACAUGACGGUGUACGAGUUAGCGCAUGCGCAUGCGCCACCCUCCAUGCGGGGGUUGGUCAGGGUCAUUUCCCUGUUCACCACCGCGUUUUCCAGUGCGCUGGGUGAGGUAUUAAUCUCUGUCACGUAG
Aspergillus alliaceus is the source of this 1398-nucleotide messenger RNA. RefSeq lists its product as uncharacterized. Gene Ontology annotation, cellular component: membrane. Gene Ontology annotation, molecular function: dipeptide transmembrane transporter activity. The coding region runs from base 1 to 1398 and encodes 465 amino acids. The record is from RefSeq and is a predicted model, not a curated record. Lineage: Eukaryota; Fungi; Ascomycota; Eurotiomycetes; Eurotiales; Aspergillaceae. Gene Ontology annotation, biological process: transmembrane transport. The transcript has 6 exons.